Messenger RNA from Daktulosphaira vitifoliae (grape phylloxera), 3561 nucleotides. Its product is annotated as neuronal PAS domain-containing protein 2-like. Gene Ontology annotation, biological process: regulation of transcription by RNA polymerase II. The transcript is spliced from 16 exons. Lineage: Eukaryota; Metazoa; Arthropoda; Insecta; Hemiptera; Phylloxeridae. Gene Ontology annotation, cellular component: transcription regulator complex; aryl hydrocarbon receptor complex; cytoplasm. The record is from RefSeq and is a predicted model, not a curated record. Gene Ontology annotation, molecular function: RNA polymerase II cis-regulatory region sequence-specific DNA binding; protein dimerization activity; DNA-binding transcription factor activity, RNA polymerase II-specific. The coding region runs from base 316 to 3219 and encodes 967 amino acids.
AAUAUCUAGCGCUUUGCUCUCAGUGUCGGUCGUAUGAACGGUUAUCCGCGCAACAUGUGUCGUUUUGAACGCGACGUUAAGUUGAGUGCGGUUAGGGUUAUUCGUUUGUCCGUUAACUCUUUAUAAUAAUUUUUAAGUUUUCGAAAAAUCAAUUACCGAAAAAAGAUUUAUUACUGCUAUACUCGUUUUGCGGUAAAGUUUUCUUUUUUUGGUUUGUAUUAAGUUUAAUUUUCUCUCGUGUAGUUUAAACUUCCAAAACUGGAGUAUUAUCGUUGGGACGCCGUCACCGCGUACUUGCCAAACCCCGCCGACAUUAUGGUGCCCGGCGGUUGUGCGGCAGGCGGAUCGUCAUCCGUCUAUCAGGGCUAUGUCGUACCAACUCAGUCCGUUUAUUGCCAUCGCAGUUCUUAUCAUCAUCACUCUCGCUUAAAUGCCGCUGUACCUUCUUUAUCCACCUACCAACACCUCAAUGUUCAACAACCUGUUGGUGUUUACCACGAUUGCUCUACAAUGUCUUCAUCCUUACAACUGUCUGCUUAUUUCCAAGAGCAACAGAAGCAGCAUCAGGUCAUGAACGACGACUCUUUAUCGUCUCCGCCAUUAGUGUCAGUGCCUCCAGUCAUUCCUGUGUAUAAUAAUAAUCAACUCCAUCAUCAAAAUAAAACCAACCCCGCGUCUUCUCCGACUUUAACUUCGCCAGCUGUAACACCCACAUACCAUCAAGUUGCACCACCACAACAAUAUCACGAUUGUUACGGAGUACCAGCGUACCCUUCGGUCGAAGAAACUGUGCCAGCCACUCAGCAGUCACAGUACCAUCAAAUAAACCAACAGCAAUCAUUACAAGCACAGGCACAUCAUCAAUAUUUGAUGUCACCUCCGGAUACCCCUCAACAGUACCACAACGACGAUUAUGGUUCGAUUAUGGGCUCUUCGGAGUAUAACAAAUCCAGUAGAGCUCAACGAAAUUUGGCUGAAAAACAGCGGCGAGAUAAAUUAAAUAAAUACAUUAACGAGCUGUCUACACUGGUGCCAUUGGUUUCUAGUUCGCCAAAAAAAUUGGACAAAACUAGUGUACUCAGACUCAGUGCGACAUGGCUGCGACUAAAUCAAAUGUUAACAGCGUUCAAAGAACAAAGAGAAAAAUUACCAAGCUACCUGAAUUCUGUAAAUUUGUGCGAAUUGUUAAUGGACGAUCGAGACAUAUACUUAUUAGUCACCUCGACUGGAAAAAUUGUAUUUGUGUCACAUACUGUAGAAAGCAUUCUGGGACAUUCUCAAAGAGAUUUGAUGGGACAUUCGCUAUUGAAUAUUACUUGUCCAGAAGAUCAUGAAGAACUUACUAAAAAUUUAAAAUAUUCAUUAGAUGAUCCUUCAUCGAACGACAACAUCGCUACUCCUGAUGAAGUUUCCGCUUCUCAAGGAAAACGAAACCGUCGUUUCAACAUUCAACGGCGUUCCUUUUAUAUGAGAUUGCUCAAACGGGCUGUAUCCCGAGGAGAACAGCCUGAAUAUGAAUUAGUACACGUUGUGGGCACUCUAAUGAUACCCAACAAAGCUAAAUGCAACUCCAAAGAUGCUGUGCUUAAUGGUAAUGAUAUUGUUUUAAAUGCCGUGGUAAGGCUGUACAAUGAACGCCGUGUAACUGAAGUGUCUGUUCUUGAGGCAACAAGAGAAGAGUACAUAACUAGACAUCAAAUAGAUGGACGUAUAAUUUAUGUUGAUCAUAGAAUAUCUGUUGUAUCUGGAUUCAUGCCUUGUGAGGUAUCUGGAAAAUUAGCAUUUACAUUUAUGCACAAAGAUGAUGUACGUUGGGUGAUGAUAGCUCUUAGACAAAUGUAUUUUAAAGGUCAAAGUUAUGGUAGUAGCUGUUAUCGUCUUUUAUCUAAAAAUGGUGAAUUUGUAUACAUGAAAACUUAUGGUUACCUUGAAUUGAACUCAAAUGAAGAUUCAAUUGAAUCUUUUAUUUGUGUUAAUACUCUUGUAAGUCCAGAAGAAGGCAAAAGAGAAAUAAUCAAAAUGAGAGAAAGAUUUACUCCUCUAAUACGUAAUCAAUAUGAACCUGGAAUAACUGCAAUAACAGGCAAUCAAUUGAUGGAAGCUGAUUCUACUACAUCUUUGGAACAUGCAACUACUGAAGAUCCUAAAACAUUAGACAAAGUUGUUGAACAAAUGAUUGCAAAUAUUCCUGGUCCAGCAAUUGAUAAUGUAAAAGAAAGUGCUCAAAAACUUGGUCCAUUACCAGAUAGCCAAUUUAUGAAAGUUGCAAUGCUAUCAAAAUCCUUACCACCUGUAGCUAAAUCUUCUAACCGACCAAAAAUUGACAAAUGUUCAUCUCUAUCACCUCAACCUGUUGUCAAACCACCUACUCAAGAUAGACCAUCUGUACUUAGAGUAGCUCCACCUAUUGCUCGGCAACCUGUAGUUGUUUAUAGUCCUCUUAAUGAAGAAAUCAAUGUGAAUAAAGAACAAGAAUAUCAUGAACGCAGAAGUGUUAUAUUGGUUAAUUCCAAACGCCAUAAUGAAUCUGAGUCAACUGAAAUUGCUCUCAAAAAAGCAAGGCUUAACCCAAAUACAGAAGUUAUUGAGUUACCAGCAUGCAGCCAAUAUAACAGUACAAUUCAAGAUAGUUCUCAAUCAGAUUAUCAAACUAAUUCUAAUGAUUUAUCUUCUCUGGAUGGAAUUUCUAGUUUUCAAAAUACUCCUUCACAGUUUGAUAAUGGCAGUGUUGAUGAACACGACAUCGAUUUAGAUCCUUUAACUGAUGAGAAUAUUAUGCCUGGUCUUUCACUUUUAUCGUUCCAACAAAUGCUCAAUGAUAAUGAAAAAUCAAUUGACAACUCAUAUUUGCCAACAGAAAAUUUUAAUAUGUCUCUUCAGUAUAACCCUAAUGGUAUUUUAAAAGAAGAAAAUCUUCCUGAUAUUAACAAUUUACCGCUCAUGCACGUUUUAAAACAUGAUGAAUGUAUUGAAGAUGAACUACUGAAAAAGGAACAAUUUAAAUUAAAUACAUCAAUUGAGCAGCAGGGUGGACAAAUUAAUGAUAUUCAAACUGAUCUAAAAUCUUUUCCAUCAAGAGCUGAUGCACAUUUAUUAUCUACUAAUUUGUCCAACUUAAAAACUGAGCAUGAAAAACAAAAACAAAUUCUACGCUCAUUACAAGAAGGACGGCAAAUAUUAAAUAAUCCAGUAAGACGCCAACCAAACAUUGGUGUUUAAUAGACUAUUUUUAAGACUUCUUAUUUCACUCGACAAAUAUAACAAUACUUUCCAGAUUAUUAUGUAGCCGUAUUAUGUAUACCUGACGCCUAAAUGUUUAACUAAUAUUUAUUGAACUUGUUAAUUUAAAGUAGGUUAAGAUAAUUUUUAUGUAAUAAAUAUAUUAAUAUAUAUUUAUGUAACCCUUGUAUAUUAGCUGUUAGAUAUUUUUUUUUUAAAUACUUAUAAUUUUUAUAGUACCUUGCUUCUUAUGUCCCCAAGUUAUCUGUUAUCAUUACUAUUAUUAUUAUUAUUAUUAUUAUUUUUAUUAUGAUUAAUUAUUAUUAAUAUUGUUACCUAGUA